Naegleria fowleri is the source of this 2274-nucleotide messenger RNA. RefSeq lists its product as uncharacterized. The coding region runs from base 1 to 2274 and encodes 757 amino acids. NCBI's taxonomy places the organism in Eukaryota, Heterolobosea, Eutetramitea, Acrasida, Naegleriidae. The transcript is spliced from 2 exons. Gene Ontology annotation, molecular function: guanyl-nucleotide exchange factor activity; protein binding. The record is from RefSeq and is a predicted model, not a curated record.
AUGGAAUCACAACAAGAACAAGUGACACUAGAAUAUCCUUCCAUCACCAUGACAAACACAUCUACUAUUAGUAAUAAAACCACCACCACCACUUUGACCACUCCUCUCUCAUCAACGGAAGAGAAUCCUUUUAUAGAAAGCAUUCUCCAUCAAGAACAACAUCAACCACCACACGUCAUCACCACAUCCAUCACCAACUCCACCAUCGAAUCUUCCUCACAUCAUCAAGGAGGUCAUUGCAGUGUUGCUACUAUGUCUACUACUACUACUACUACUACUACUCUAAAUAUUCCAUCAUCAUCAUCAUCAACAACAACAACUUGUCAUUCAAGUCCAUUGCCAUUUACUUCCCAUCGGAAUGACAUUGCUGGUGAUGAAUUUGAUUCAAGAAGAAACAAAUUAUUCGAACCAUUCAUGAAAGACACACAUGGUUCGACCAUUCAAGACGACAUUAUGAAUGAUUACAAAAAUCUCUAUUUGAAAGAAUUCGAGAAAAACAAAAUACUUCAAGUGCAAUUGAAUAUCAUGCAAAUGGAAAGACAAGAUGAAAUUAGAAUUAUUAAUGAAAUUGAAAAUGAUGGAAGAAAUUUACAAUCAUGCAUUAAGAAAUUAAAACAAAUUCAUAAGUCAGAUAGCACUGCAAGUGUUCUUGAACAUUUAAAAAGAGAUGAAUUUCUAUUAUUUGAAAAUGAAAUGAAUCGAAUCUUACAACCAUUGAAUGAUUUGAAUCGAAGAAUUCACCUUUUAGAAUUGCAUUCUCAAUCCAUUUACAGUGAAACCACUAAUUGUCCCAAAUGUCUCGAAUUACAACACAAAUCAGCAACAAUUAUUCAAAAAGCCUUUCGAAGUUAUCGAUUGAAAAAGAGAAUGAGACUUCUCCUUCCACAAUAUGACAUGAUUACACAAAGAAAUUCACUCAUUUCUGAGAUUGUUCACACCGAAGAGACUUAUGUGAAAUCUCUCGAAUUAAUUCAACGACUCUAUAUCGAUCCACUCAAAAAUGCAGAAUCUGAUUCCAAAAGAUUUAAUUUAUGCAUGUUGGAUAUUCAAACUAUUUUCAAUAACUUGUCUACCAUCUUGUCCAUGCACAAAAUAUUUCUCAUGAAUCUAAAACAACGACUCGAACAAUGGCCUAAAGUGUAUAUUGGUGAAAGUUUUUUGAAUCAAUCCUUCUUUUUUCUAUUCUAUGUGGAAUAUGUGAAUGGAUAUAGUCAAUCUUCAACGACUUUGAGAGAAUUACGACAAAAGAAUCGAGAAUUUCAUAACUUUUUAAAUGAAACGAAAAAGAAUAAGGAAUGUAAAGGACUCUCCAUCGAGUCGUAUCUUAUUUUACCAAUUCAAAGACUUCCCAGAUACAAACUACUCCUUAAGGGUGUUCUGAAAAACACUCUCCCAGAUCACAAUGAUUAUUCCAAUCUCAAAUCAGCUUACAGAAGAAUCAGUGCUGUCAAUGCUGCAAUCAAUUCAAAGAAAAAGGAACAUGAAAGUUAUUCCAUAAUUAACAAAAUGUUCAACGAAAUGAAAAUAUUUUCUGUUGAACAGGAUUAUCAUUAUGUGAAACACAAACUACUCAAAGUAGAUGUUUCAGAGAGUUAUGAAAGCAAAUUGAAAACAUUUUUCAUUCGAGAAGGAUUUGCCAAUUACAUUGCAACAGACAUUCAAAAACCAAAGAAAAUUCAAUGUUUUCUCUUUGACAAAUUUCUCAUUUUGGUUGGAAUUGAAAAGAAAGUAUUUACAACAAAUCCAGUGUAUCGAUAUUUACACACCAUUACAUUUUCUGAAGCAACUUAUGUGUCACCAGAAAAGGGAGAACAAAUAUUUUCACAAAAACAACUCGAUCCAGAAUUGAAUUAUUUAUUCAUUGAACAAGACAAUAUCACUCAUGUACUUUCUUUUGAAAAGGAAUCUCUCAUUGCAAAUACUCAUCAAGAUUGGGCGAAAAAGAUUUACAAAUUUUUACACAAAACAGAACACGAUGAAUCUUCAGAAAAUGAAAAACAAAAAGAAAUGAUUGAAGUGUUGAAAAUAUGCGAUGCCAUGUUUCGUCACAAGUUCAGUAAUGCCACAUCCUCUUUUACCAAAUUAGAUUCACCCUUUGAAGAGACAAAGACUUUAAUAAGGACAUUUUCAUUUCUUGGAUCUAAGAAAGGGUCGAGUUCUGCUUUUUCUUCUUCCUCUUCGAUAUCACCUGUGAAGAAUUGUGAGGAUGAUGAUGAUGAAUCAGAGGUGAAAAAGUUUUUAGACAAUAUUUCAGUGAAUUCAUCACAUUUUUGA